Messenger RNA from Vollenhovia emeryi, 515 nucleotides. RefSeq lists its product as uncharacterized. Lineage: Eukaryota; Metazoa; Arthropoda; Insecta; Hymenoptera; Formicidae. The record is from RefSeq and is a predicted model, not a curated record. The coding region runs from base 158 to 490 and encodes 110 amino acids. The transcript is spliced from 2 exons.
UUUUUCGCAACGAUUACACGGUCUAACAAUCAAUUUUCCAUCUAUUAUUAUAUAUUUUCGCCGAUUGUCCAACUUAAGCUACGCCCUGUUAAAAAGAUUAGAUAGAAUGUGAUCAGAUUACAUUAAAUUACAUGCAAUUAAUUUACAUUAAAAUUGCAUGUACACUAAUCCGAUCAGAUUCUAUUAUUUUUUAACGAGGCGUGGAAACACAGGAAUAGAAGAACAAGUUAUUGCAGUUAAAAUUUCGGUAUCAAUUAUACUAAUUGAAAUUGGAAUCUUCAAUUAUCUAUUUAAUUCUGCGGACACGAGCUGGAAGGCAGAGUUGGAGGGAGCCAUUGAUCGUAUCACAGACGAGGCUGCUGAAUCUUAUUGUCUUAUUGGUAAAUUUGUUGGCUCCUGGGUCCAUCCGGAUCCAAUACGGCCACGUCUAACCAAUAGUCGUAAUGUGAGAAGACGCGCUAUUCACUCAACGUCCCAAGCGGAACUCUAGGCUGCCGAAUCGAUUAAUUUUGAAA